UUCAUACAGGUGGGAACAUUCGUUUGUCAGAAAUGUCAGAUAUUUAUUUGGAAUUUUGUGUUAUUCAGCUUUUUCUUGUACAAAAGUGUUUUGUAUAUUUAAUAAUAAACAUAUUAGAACUCAUUAUAUGUUUUUAAUAUGCCUCAAUUCACGGAAAAAACGUAUGGUUCUUCAUCGAGAACUAUAUAUAUUAAUCCACAUUUUAACAAACAAGUAAAACCAAUGGCGAAUGGCGCUGCAAAUCCAGUAAUAAGCAAAACAAUAACUACGGGUGCUCACAUAAAUCCAUUGUUUCUGGGUGUUUAUCGUCCGCCAGCAAUACAUAUGAAUCCUAACUUUUUCAAUAAUAAACUUCUUGAACAACAAAAGUUGCAACUAAAUUAUGUAUCAAAGGAUGUGAAUUUAAGCACAAACAAUUCUUCGAACAAAUCAAAUCAAACAAAAAAAUUACUCUUACAUGGUGAUAUUAUUGACUUAUGUGAUGAAUCCGAUCAGGAAGUAGAAAAACCUGUUGUAAAUGCCAGUUUGAAUAUGGCACCAAUAAGCAAGGACAUAAAACAAAAAAUUAUUACCAAAUCGCGCACAAAAAUUGUUCGCGAACCAGCUGUUAUUAAAAAAGUUGUUAUGCCUGCGCCAUCACCUCUCAUACGUUUAAGUAGUAAAAAAUUAGUAAGAAGAACGCAUAUAACUCCAACUGCUAACUUAUUACAUAAUAUCACACCCGCCUCCCCUAAAAGCACUCAAGGAAAGUACAAACUUGAUCGACGUCUCGGUUUGCCUGCCAUAAAAACAUCAGGUGUAAAAGUAAAACGGAAAAGUUUUGUUGCGCGCUAUGCGCUACAACGUUCCACUUCGGAAACAAAAAAUGCUUUAACCUCCUCGAAGUUGCGGUCACCGUCUAUCAACAAAAAAUUACAAAUGAUUAACAUCAACGGUGUGCUCUAUAGGUCAACACGCAACAAAUUACAAAGAAAAGAUGCUAGCACCUCAUCAAAUCAAUUGGUACCAACAAGUGUAGCCUCUAUAGGCGUAAAAUCCAAUUCCAAUAAAAAUACAAUACAAAAACCUAGCAAAACAGCAUACGAUCGUGUGCUAUUUGUGCAUGGCACAAAAUUUGUAUUAGAUAAGCAUGGUUUCAAACUGACGCGCAUUGCACCUACAAGCAAGGACAGCGUAACGGAUACCACAAAGUGUACAAUACCCGCACAAAGACAGCGCCAGCGCAUAGACAUUGGUGGCUUAACCUAUAUAGCUUCCACCACGCAAAACGUAUUCGUGCGUACACGUAACCAUUUGGCCUUGGCGCACUUAAAUACAGCGAAGAAUCGCAGUCUGCAGUUGCUCACGCGUCGUUUCGUGAAAACCAAUAUACCAUGUGCCAUUUACCAACGCAUAGGCAAAUGUAUAGCGCACGAAAGAGGCAAGUGCAACAAAGUGCAUGAUAAAAAGCAAGUUACCAUUUGCCCAAGAUUUCUGCGCAGUGAAUGCCACAACACAGAUUGUUUACUUUCACAUAACGUCUCGCUGGCAAAAAUGCCAGUUUGUAAAUUCUUUCUACAGGGUGUUUGCGUACGCACGGACUGCCCAUAUUUACACAAAAAGCUUAGCGUUAACGCAGACAUAUGCCAGGAUUUCCUACGCGGUUAUUGUAAAUUAGCGGAACAGUGCAACAAGCGUCAUGAAUUCGUGUGUCCCGAAUACGAGCGUAAAGGAAACUGUGAAUUAGUGAAUUGUGUGUAUUGCAAGAAUCGUAAACGAAAACUUUUAAAUGAGCCAACGAAACAGCCAAAAAAAGCAGUGAAUAAUAUUCAAGCCACACAAGCGAGUACGGGUGUAGCACAGCGUUAUUUCAUUGAUAAAUCACCAAACGCAAAUGCAACAACAUGUGAUAUGACGUUGAAGGAUGAAAGCGUUGAAGAUGAAGCGAUUGACACACAUACAGAAGCAUCUGAUUCUGAUGAUGAAAUGCCUUCGGCAUUUGUGCGUCCCAAAGUGGGCGCAUUGCCUGCCUUCAUACCGCUCUUGUAAAACUGAAAUAAGCGAAAUAUUAAAUUACUUACUGUAUAGCUGGGUAGACACAUUGGAAUUUUGCUCUUUUACAAGCAAGACACUGCGAAUUUAAUACUGAAUGACCUAAAGCGCCGUUUUUUUCACCAUUUUUUCUCUCUUAUACUGUGUGUUAACUGUAAAAUAUAUCAAUAAAAAAAUCAUAUGUGUCAUAUACAAAAUUGUGACGCGUUUCUAGCGCUGUGAGCCAAAAUAAAAUAUAAACAAGUUGUGUUGUUUUCAAAUAUUGCGUAUCAUAAUAUCAAUAAGGUAUUU
Molecule: messenger RNA, 2322 nt
Organism: Zeugodacus cucurbitae (melon fly)
Lineage: Eukaryota; Metazoa; Arthropoda; Insecta; Diptera; Tephritidae
Gene: ZC3H3
Product: zinc finger CCCH domain-containing protein 3
Exons: 4
Coding region: 139-2028 (629 amino acids)
Cellular component (GO): nucleus
Molecular function (GO): metal ion binding
Source: RefSeq, a predicted model, not a curated record